This is a messenger RNA of Phlebotomus papatasi, 944 nucleotides long. Its product is annotated as multiple coagulation factor deficiency protein 2 homolog. Bases 175 to 684 code for a protein of 169 amino acids. Gene Ontology annotation, molecular function: calcium ion binding. The transcript has 3 exons. NCBI's taxonomy places the organism in Eukaryota, Metazoa, Arthropoda, Insecta, Diptera, Psychodidae. The record is from RefSeq and is a predicted model, not a curated record.
UCCCGGAAUAUUUCCCCUCUAUUUUAUUGAUUUAUCUUGCUGUGACAACCGUGUGAACUUCUCCUCACAGCAUAACGUCAAUUUUCCUGGAUUCCGUGGCAGUUGUGUGUGAUUCCUUUGUGAUUUAGCUCACUGUCCUUCCUCCAUUGUGCAGGAAAUCCAGAAUGAGUGAGCAUGAUUUGGCUAUAUGGUGCAAUUUUUCUGGCUGUCGGAAGUAACUUGCAAGUGACACACGCAAAAAGGGGUCCCCAUCAUCCGCGAGGUGAGAGGGGUGCCUAUACAAAAGAGAAAUUGGAUAUACACCUGACACACAACGAUGAGCAUAUAAAAGAAGAUCUGAAGGCGAUUAACCUACAACACAAACAGGUGGAACAUAUGUCUCUGGAGGAGAAACAAUUUUAUCAGUUCAAAUUGCAUGACGAUGACAAUAACGACAUGCUGGAUGGAUUGGAAAUCCUCCAUAGUGCCAAUCAGCAUGAAAACACUUUCCAUAGGAUCGACAGAGACAAGUAUUACGAUGCCACUGAAUAUGAAUUACAGCAUAUAGUUGAUAUAAUUGACACCUUCAUGAAAGAGGCCGACCUGGACGAUGAUGGCUUUAUAAACUAUCAGGAAUACUCAUCAGCUCUGAACAGAGUGGAACUGGAUGUUAAUCCUGAACAACCUUUAUUGGAUGACCACUAAGUGUCUCACUCACUACCUUAUCAACGUGUUACAGAGUUUAUAUAAAAUAAUCUAUUAUAUCUUUAUAAACUAAGUGUCUAAUUAUGGAGUAUUUCAUUUGGCGGACGGAUUGAUGCUCAGCCACGAUGAACAUGGAUAGACCAUUUCGCAAGGUACAUUCUCGAUUCCCUCCAUGGCAGCCCUCUCAAGUCCUUUGAGUAUGUGAUUGUAGUGAAAAUCAUGCUUCAGAUCUCUUAAAUAUAUGUUUGACAGAAAAAAAA